AUGGUUGAAGAAAAGAAGCAUAAUGAACUCAUCGCAGAAUAUAAAAUAAGGCAAAAACUCCCCAUGAUAGGAUUGAGGCAAACACCUAUGUUUGUGCAUGCAUCAGAGACGUAUUCAUCUACCGUAUUUGUUGCAUUUCAAAAUGAAUAUGGGAUGUUUCUGGAGUUUGCGGUCAUGAGAUAUGUUGGAAGACCUGAAAGAACAGUGGUAUUCAAUCGAAAUAAUCUAAGUGUACUCUAUAAUUACAAAAAAUACGAGAAUGAAGAAAUUUUGUGUGGGCAUGCGUUGAAGGUGUUUGAUACCAUGGGCAUAAAAACAAUUCCUCCUGAAUAUGUUAAGAGUCGAUGGAUAAAAAGAGUUCGGACAGGAGAUUAUUUUGAUCGGCGAGGAAGAGAAAUUGUGGUUGACCCAAAUGUAAUCGUUUCAACUCGUUAUCCGGAUCUUGUUCCAGCCAUGAUUAAGGUCGUAACUCGAGUAGUAAUGUCCGAGGACAUCGGCAAAGUAGUAAUCACCGUCAUAUCCAAUUUGGCAAAGAGAGUUGAGCUCCUCCUCUCAGAAAACGAAGAGCAAACUUUGCAAAAUCAUAAAAAUCUGAAUGUGGAGGAACGUGAUAUAUUUGAAUUUGAAAAUGAAACGGGAGAGGCAGUACUCGCAAGAGGCAUUAAAAAAUGUGCUGGAAAGAAAAAUAAGGUGAUGUGA
This is a messenger RNA of Coffea arabica (coffee), 699 nucleotides long. Lineage: Eukaryota; Viridiplantae; Streptophyta; Magnoliopsida; Gentianales; Rubiaceae. The record is from RefSeq and is a predicted model, not a curated record.